CCAGUCUGCUGGAUGGACGCAGUUUCUCGAGUGGAUCCAAGAUUAUUGUAAAACUUUAUCUAAAACUCUUAGGCACUUUAACCAUUGAAAAUACCAAUAGGGCAGUCCUUAGUGGCAGAACCCUCUUCAAUGGUGCACGGCUUAACAGCAGCAACUGUUAAAGGUUAAAGAAGAGCAACCGCUUUAGGGAAAUAUUACAGAGUUGAUGCAAAUGGAUCAUACGUACGGUGAGGUGAACCAGCUCGGCGGAGUGUUUGUCAAUGGUCGGCCCCUUCCUAAUGCGAUUCGGAUCCGAAUUGUGGAACUAGCGCAGCUUGGAAUCAGACCAUGUGACAUAAGUCGACAGCUCCGUGUCUCUCAUGGGUGUGUGAGCAAAAUUCUGGCCCGAUACAACGAGACCGGCUCCAUUUUACCCGGUGCUAUUGGCGGGAGUAAACCCCGGGUCACGACACCAAACGUGGUGAAGAGUAUACGGGAUUAUAAACAAGGAGAUCCUGGAAUAUUUGCCUGGGAAAUACGCGACCGACUGUUGGCUGAUGGAGUGUGUGACAAAUACAAUGUUCCAUCUGUCAGCUCCAUCAGUCGCAUUUUAAGAAACAAGAUUGGGAACCUGUCACAGCCGAGCCAGUUUGACAGCGGCAAACUCUCUCCUCCACUCUCCUACAAUCCUAUGUAUCCAUAUUCCUACCCGAGCGCCAUGUCCCCGACCGGGUCCAAAUUGGGCAGUCCCCCUGCUGUGUCUGUCAGUCUGUCCCGGGCAUGGCCCUCCGUCCACACCGUCAGCAACAUAUUAGGAAUACGGGCUUUCAUGGAUCCCGCAGCCAUUGCUGGAACCGAGAGUUACCAGCCAAAAAUGGAGGACUGGACGUGCGUUAACAGAUCUUCAUUCCCUUCCGUCCACGGAGUCAACGGGAUAGAUAAAUCACCGAUAGAAACCGACAUAAAGUACACCCAGGCUUCAUCAAAUUUAUCCGGUUAUGUUCCUGCAUGUGCUUACUCCACCGCCAAUCAGUACGGUGUUUACGGUGGACAUGCCGGUAAUUAUGAGCAUCACUGGCAGUCUCAGGGCACGAGUCUUGCCCAUCCGAACACGGGAACCAUGAUACACAGCCAGAACCUUCACAGCGCUAUAUCUUUCAAACAUCCAUCCCGAGAAGCUGUAGCCAGAAAGAGUCCUCUGAGCAAACAUCAGCAAGAGUGUCUGAGAGGUGUUCAUGGACUCUCGCUUCCUACCUCAGAGUCCUAAUAACACAAAGACUACUGGAGAAAAAGGUUUGACCAUCUUUCGUUCACGUGCAGCUUCAAGGACUCGUACUGAUAACAUGUACCCAAAUGUUUCACACCAUUAUAGAAAUGUGGGACCUGAAGCUGUGGAGAACCACAUGGAAUUUCUGCAAUAUUUGCAGUAGAUUUUUCUUGAUUUUUUCUUAUUAAUAUUUUGUUUUUGCAGAUUAAUUUACUGUAAGACUUAUUUUAAACGGACUGCAUUUUUCUUUUUACUAUUCUCUUGAGAGGAUUGUUUAGACAGCAUUGUUUAGACCAAUUCGCCACAACUGAAAAUGUUAUUUGUCGUGUAAUUACAUUUACGUCUCUGAUAAUGCUGAAAGACAAUGCAAUAUAUACAUAUCUAUUUUUGUAAUUCGAUUUCUGCUUAAUAAAGGCAUG
Xyrauchen texanus (razorback sucker) is the source of this 1665-nucleotide messenger RNA. RefSeq names its product paired box protein Pax-1-like. Bases 206 to 1246 code for a protein of 346 amino acids. Gene Ontology annotation, molecular function: DNA-binding transcription factor activity, RNA polymerase II-specific; RNA polymerase II cis-regulatory region sequence-specific DNA binding. The record is from RefSeq and is a predicted model, not a curated record. The transcript is spliced from 5 exons. NCBI's taxonomy places the organism in Eukaryota, Metazoa, Chordata, Actinopteri, Cypriniformes, Catostomidae. Gene Ontology annotation, biological process: anatomical structure development; regulation of transcription by RNA polymerase II.